AUGGGACUACUGCUGACUGUGCUGCUGCUACUGCAAGGUGUUGGAGGGCAGCAAUAUGUGUUCCCCAAAGCAGGAUGGGCUGCCACUCUGCCCUGUGCUAAUGUGGUGGACAGAUUCCCAAAGUGUUCAUCUACUACAUGGAUCUACAACAGUCACAGAGAGGCUUUUGUUGAGGAAGUCACCAUGGGGAAGAUCAGACCAAACAACACACACAGAGCUGAGAGACUGAGUCUCCUCCCUGACUGUUCUCUCCACAUCACUGAUGUCACCACUGAGGACGCUGGACAAUACACCUGUCGGCAGUAUGAGGGUGGAAGACAAAUUGGAGGCGAUGCUACGGUUGAACUCUCUGUUCUGACCAUUUCCUUAUCUAGGACAGAGGCAAAUGGUGUUGUGACCCUGCACUGCCUCCUGCACACCGACUAUAAUACGUGUGAGAAUGCAAUGCACAAAAGAGAUCUGAGCUGGGUGGGUGAAGGAGGAGUGGAGCUGCAGAACACCAACAGCCUCCAGAUUAGAAGAGUAUCUUCCUGUCACAUCACACUGACUAUGGAGCUCAGAGCACCAAACCCUGGUCACACUCAGAGGACCUGGACCUGCCAGCUGACUGCAGGAGGGCGGGUUCAGACUUCUGUCUCCCACACCAUCAGAGUGCCUGUGGUACCAACUAGAAUCCCUGUAGUGACAGCCCCAGAACCAACCACACCAGCAACAGCACCACCACCAUCUCUGUAUAUGUGCGUGUAUGUGAGUGUGUGUGUCUUCCCAGAUGUAGUUCUGAUUGCUGGAGUUGCCGUCUCUGUUUCUCUGCUGUCUGCUGCACUGCUGGUGGUUGUGGUGAUACACAAGAGAAGGACAAAUGCAAGAAAAGAACACAGAUCGAAGCAGUCUAAGGACACUGUGACCUACAGCGCCACAGAGCAUUUCAGAAGCAGAGUAGUGGACCCUGAUGCUGUGUGCACAGAUGUCCAGAAGCAGAACCGUAAGCAGAACCGGACCAAUGCUAAGAUGGACUCUGAGGACACUGUGACCUACAGCGCCAUUAAGCUGCACAGCAGCAGAACAGUGGGCCCUGAUACUGUGUAUGCAACUACCCAGAAGGAUGCCAUGAUACAACAUUAA
Messenger RNA from Alosa alosa (allis shad), 1122 nucleotides. RefSeq lists its product as uncharacterized. NCBI's taxonomy places the organism in Eukaryota, Metazoa, Chordata, Actinopteri, Clupeiformes, Clupeidae. Gene Ontology annotation, molecular function: protein tyrosine kinase binding; MHC class II protein binding. Gene Ontology annotation, biological process: T cell activation; interleukin-15-mediated signaling pathway; positive regulation of ERK1 and ERK2 cascade. The transcript is spliced from 7 exons. Bases 1 to 1122 code for a protein of 373 amino acids. The record is from RefSeq and is a predicted model, not a curated record. Gene Ontology annotation, cellular component: external side of plasma membrane; membrane raft.